Messenger RNA from Symbiodinium pilosum, 165 nucleotides. The record is from the annotation of a GenBank genome assembly. Lineage: Eukaryota; Dinophyceae; Suessiales; Symbiodiniaceae.
AUGCAAAAAGCUGAAGCCGAGGCAAUUGCGAAAAUGGAGGCGCUGCUGCAGAGCCAGAAGUCUGAAGCUGAUGAGGUCAAGAGCUUGUCUGAGAAGAGCCGCCCCCCAACGGGUUCUGCCAAAUCGAACAAGUCGGCGAAGUCGACUGCAUCGAGAGCAGGGUAG